AUGGGCAAACUAGGCUUUGGCUCAGGCCUGGAUGGCAUAUCCCAGAUGACCAUCACCAUCGUCCUAGUCUUUCUCUCAAUAUCCGUCUACAACGUCAUUGAGCUGACUUUUAUCAUCUUUGGCACCUUUAAGCGGCACUCGGGUCUAUAUUUCUGGUCCUUCCUUAUUGCAACAUGGGGCAUUUUUGUUUAUUGUGGCGGUUUCCUGAUAAAGUACUAUGCUUCUGACAAAGUGGGAUAUCUCGCUGCCACCUUUAUCUCCUUUGGAUGGGUUGGGAUGGUCUCAGGCCAAAGUCUCGUGCUCUGGUCGAGAUUGCAUCUUGUCCUCAGAAACAGAUUCCGGUUGAGAUGUGUCUUGUACAUGAUUGUCAUCAACGGCGUUCUCAUGCACGGAACAGUUAUCCCCAUGAUCUAUGGCUCAUUCUCCAAAAGCACCAUGAUGUGGGUGAAGCCCUACUCCAUCAUGGAAAAGAUUCAGGUGUCCAUCUUCUUCAUCCAAGAAAUCAUCAUCUCGGCUUGCUACAUUUCCGAAACCGUCAAGCUCAUGCGUCUGGAACGUACCAUGGGCAACAAGCGAGGAAGCAGACGACUGAUGAACCAUCUCAUCUAUGUCAACAUCCUCAUCAUCCUCCUCGAUAUCACUAUUCUCGGUCUCGAGUACGCCGACCAGUACCAGUACCAGACAUCCUACAAAGCCUUUGUCUACAGCACAAAACUCAAACUCGAGUUUACUAUUCUUAACCGUCUUGUCGAGAUGACGACCGGGAACAAGGAUGCUAGCUCCGGACCGAGGAGCAACACUGCUGGCACAUCGACAGGCAACAAAACAGGCAUCGCCCUGGAUAACUUUAUCAGCAACAACUGCGACAAGCCCCCCGGCGACAUAUCUUAUAGAGCUUAUGUUAUGGGAGGAGAAGAAGGACAACCACAGCGUGCACCGCGCAACGAUGAAGUUGUCAUGACUACAGAAGUCAUCAUCCGACGAGAAGAUAGAGAGGAUGAUGGCAUGAGUAUAGGGGUCAAGUCAUCUGCUGCGUCCAUCACUUCCAGGAACCAUCACUACGAGAACGACGCAAGCUUGUCAAAGAGUUCGUCGGAGCUAAAUCUGGCGUCCCGCGGCUUUUAG
This is a messenger RNA of Fusarium pseudograminearum CS3096, 1125 nucleotides long. RefSeq lists its product as uncharacterized. NCBI's taxonomy places the organism in Eukaryota, Fungi, Ascomycota, Sordariomycetes, Hypocreales, Nectriaceae. The record is from RefSeq and is a predicted model, not a curated record. Bases 1 to 1125 code for a protein of 374 amino acids. The transcript has a single exon.